AUGGAAGUUCCUGCUGCAUUUACUAGAUUACGUUGUAAUACAGAUCUAAAUUUACCACCCUCUAAUUGGUUGUGUAAUAGUGCUGAAACUUAUGGUCUUCGUCCAUUUUCUUUUUCUCAUCGAUCAGGAUUUUCAAGUUUUCGAAUGGCUCACAUGUUUCCAGAUUGUGUUGGAGAAGUAGAUGUUGUUUCCGAUGCUGAAAAUGUCAAAAAACUUCUCAAAAUCCCAUAUAGCCAUGGCUCUGUGAGUAUGAUGAUUCACAGAAUAGAAAACACUCUUCUUAUCGAUGAAUUUGACAUUCACAAAUAUCUAUUGAGAGAAGCUGAAUGUCAAUGGGAGUGGUUCAAAAAAUUUUUUUUCGAAAAUAUUAUGCAAUCAAAUAAUUCUAAAGAUAAAUUAAUCUGUCAUAGGGAUAAUAGUCGUAAUGCAUUGCAACAAAAGAGUUUAGUAUCUAAGUUUCUCUAUCAUAGUUUAGUAACAGCAGAUUCAAGUGAACAAUCUGUGGAAAAACAGAGUAAAACAUCUGAAAAUGUAAAUCCUUCAACUCCUCUAUCACUAACAUGCAAAAACGAUCCUCCAUUACCGGACCCAUCUUAUGAAGAAGAGUCUCCUGAACCAAAGUCUAAUCAUAAAUUUGCUAGAAAUGUUGUAUGGACUUUUGAAGAUAUACAAAUGUUAUUAGGUACGGAUAUGCCAAUUUUCGGUGGUGGAACUCAUCCGUGUAUUAGUUUACGUUUACGCGAUAUGACUAAACCAAUUAAUGUUCUUACCGGUAUGGAUUAUUGGCUGGAUAACUUAAUGUGCAAUGUACCUGAAGUCAUUAUGUGUUAUCAUUUAAAUGGCAUCGUUCAAAAAUAUGAACUCAUUAAAACUGAAGAUUUGCCUAAUUUGGAGAAUUCAAAAUUUUCCCCUAAAGUUAUCAAAGAUAUUGCUCAAAACAUAUUAUCAUUUCUCAAAGCUAAUGCUACAAAAGCCGGCCACACAUACUGGUUAUUCAAAGGAAAAGAUGACGACGUAGUAAAAUUGUAUGAUUUGACAUCUUUAUGCACCGAUGUUGUCGACGAAAAAGGACAAACUCCUUUUACCGUUCCAGUAGCAAUGUUACUGUACCGGGUUGCAAGAAAUAUGAAAAAUUCGUCGGAUGGUCAGAGGCAAGCAGCUACUAUAAGAAUGCUAUUAAAAAAUUGCAUAUCCCUUAUCUCACCGGAAAAGUAUCCAGAAAUAGUAACAUCAGCUCAUUACAUGCUAGCUGAUCUUUACAUACCGGCAGAUGUUAAUCCAGUGUCUCCAGAGUUAUUUUCAAAUGAGGAAAAUGUUGACGAAAAGGCCAAAGACAAUGUUCGACGCAUGAAUGACACGAUGAAAGAAGACGUUGCUAUAAAAUCUAUGAGCCUAGCAAAUAUUUGCGAAAUACACAUGGACGAAACUGAAUUUAUUUCUCCAGCUCCUCCUUUAGGAUUAGAUCUUGAGGGAAGAUGCGUUGAUGGAAUCAGAAACGUUCUUCUAGGUUUAAACGCUCUAAAAUUUUUAAAUGAGAAAAAAGAUGAUAAUGCCAAAAAUGAUGAUGAACCGAACAUGGCAAAACCUUUUCAAACGAUUCCAAUGCCUUAUCAGCUUUGGAUAAUGAAGUCGAAGAUGAUGAUGUACCCGGAGGAAUCAUCGAAGACUUUACUUUGCAAACCGAAAUCGGAAACCUAUCCUACCUGGCAUCCUCCAAUCACCAAAAGCUCUUCAUCCUGGAAAAUUUAUUUAAAAACUUUACUAUAUGAAAAAAUUUCUCUAAUAUAUGCCACACUAAUGGAAAAAGCUUAUUCUGAUAAAAAAUUCGGUCUCGCUUUGCUUUAUAUUAAAUUGGUAUUGACGGCUAGAAAUAUAUUGAAGUCUUUAACAGUUGAAAUAUACAACGCGGACGUGGAAAGUUACUUACUGGGGCGUGCUGGAGAUUCUUUAUUUAUGGUCGUGCAAAAUUUCCAGAAAAAUAAAUCCUACGACGAAGAAUAUAUGACAUUUUCAGAUUUCGUCGAAGAAACACUGAAGGAAUUUCAAUGUGAAAAAUGCGAUGAUUCCUUCGAAAAAAAUUUCCCUCAAAAUUUAAAUAAUUUGGAAGAUUUAUUAAUUUCCAGCAGUUGUUGUUAUCGUGCAGCUUUAGAUUUGAAAGCGACCGUCGACGAAGAAAAUCUAUUGAGAAGAUUGGGAAACAUAGAAAACGAAUUGGGAGUUUUUUACAUGAAUCAAGCUGCUGCAAAAUAUCAAGAAGAAAUUAAUUCUAACGAGAAAGAAAUUCAGUGUCGGGCAUUCGAAGAAUUAUUUUCCAAAUCUCAAAAACAUUUGGAAAAUGGAAUCAAAGCUUUCGACAGCGUGAAAGACGAAGCCAAUUUGGCUUUGCUAUAUUCUAACACGGGUCGUCUCAUGAGAGUUCAAGCACAUUUUUUUUCAAUGACGGAAGUCGAAGGAAAACUCACGACUCAGGAAAAAAGCUUUUAUAAAAAAUCAAUAUUUAAUUAUCAGAAAGCUUUGCAAAUAUUGGGUGAUAGAAAAUACAAUCCUCCGGUUUGGGAUUCCGUUCACUGGGAAUUGUCUACGGCUCUUUUUGCCAUGGCCACACUCAUUCAAGAUUAUCCGUGCCUUAAAAACAAGGAAGAGACCGAAAGAGAAAUCAUCGAGACUUUACACAAAGCAUUAAAAUACUGCGACGUGGACACUCCAGGUUCCAGGCAACCCGUGUAUCAGUAUAGAAGUGCGAUGAUACAUCAUCGAUUAGCUUCUCUUUAUCAUAAAAGUUAUAGGACGUCGUUGGAGGACGAAGUUAAAAAGAAAAAAAUUUAUCAACUUUGCAAACUUCAUUAUCAGAAAUCGACGAAAUUGUUGCUUCAGUUAGAAAAUUCAUCCGAGUAUUUAAGAGUACAAUUAGAAAAAGUGGCACUAGCCGAAUUCCAGGCGGAAAGUAAUGUAAGUUUAAAAGUAAAAUAUUUCGAAAACGCAUUGGAAUUAUUAUUGGAGGCUUCGUCCAUGUUGAAAAUAAUAUCGGAAAGAAAUGUUAAAUUUUACGAUUCGGAAGAAGAGGAAAAUGUGGAAAAUUCGAAAGAAGAAGACAGGAACAACAAGAAAACUUCGGAAGAAUCGGAAAACGAAUUAGUUUUACUUAAUUUUUUCGAACAAAGAUUACAAUACAUUCUAUUAUCAUUAACGAAAUUAAUUAAAAAUCGAACGGAUUUAAAAAAAGGGUAA
Pediculus humanus corporis (human body louse) is the source of this 3228-nucleotide messenger RNA. RefSeq lists its product as uncharacterized. Gene Ontology annotation, biological process: positive regulation of DNA-templated transcription. The transcript has 5 exons. NCBI's taxonomy places the organism in Eukaryota, Metazoa, Arthropoda, Insecta, Psocodea, Pediculidae. The coding region runs from base 1 to 3228 and encodes 1075 amino acids. The record is from RefSeq and is a predicted model, not a curated record.